AAAAGAAAAGCCCUAGUUCCUGUACGACUGCAUGCUAAUUGCAUUUUCGGAUGAACUUCCUUCCUCCGGAAAGUUUUUUCUUCUUACUAAAUAUGCCCCUCCACUUGUCUGAAAUGACACCAACCUUUGUUUGCUGAUCCCCCUAAAAUUUCAGUGCCUCCAUUGCCAGAUGCUGAGAGAUUCUUCAAAACAGGGAAAAGAAGCUGCUAAUGUUAAAAGCUCUUUGACGAGGUCCUACUCUUCAAUAACUGUUUGUUUCACCGUUCUCGCAAUCGAGCUCAAGGAAGAUAGAUGGAUGGGAAUGGUGAUGAUCUAUACAGCCCUCAUGAAGACGGUAUGGAAAAUGGCCUUCAAACAUCAAAUAAGUUGGACUUGAACCUGGAGCAAGAAUCUCGUAGCCCAAAAGUUGCUAGUGUUGAUGCAAUGCAGUCAAGUUUUUCAUCAAAAGAUGAAGCUGGUAUAGAUGGAGUCCUAAAAAUUGGUAUGGAUUUUGAAUCGGAUGAACAUGCAUACCGUUUUUACAACAAAUAUGCUGGAUUGAUAGGCUUUAGUGUUCGAAAAGACUGGGUAAAUAGAAGUAAGGUACAUGGUCAGGUGGUAUCAAGAAAGUUCACAUGUUCCAAAGAAGGUUACCGGCGUAAAGACAAACGAGAUGUUAAUGUGAAGAAACAUCGAAAGGAAACAAGAACCGGUUGCUUGGCACAUAUGAUCAUCACUCGUCAACCUGACAGCAAAUAUCGAAUAACUCAUUUUGAAGCAAAACAUAAUCAUGAGUUUAUGAAGCCCAGUAAUGCUUUGCCAUCACAAAAUAAUUUAAUUCUUGCUCAAGGUGUUGAAGUUGACUCCACAAAUAAUUGUGGAAGGCAAUCAAAGUUGACUUUUGAAAUGAUGGGUAGACGAUUUGGAGAUUUGGAGAAUCUUUAUUGUCCUUCCAUAGAUCAUGAAAGUAAUCUGCAAUCUGAGCGGACAAGAGACAUAAAGCAAGGAGAAGCAGGAUGCUUGCUGCAUUAUUUUCAAAGGCAGCACUUUGAAAAUCCAUUGUUCUUUUAUGCUACUCAACUUGACGUAGAUGAUAAGGUAACCAACGUAUUUUGGGCUGAUGAUAAUAUGGUAGGGGACUAUGAUCAUUUUGGUGAUGUUGUUUGUGUGGACACAAGUUGCAGAUCUAACAAAGAUUUUCGGCCAUUUGUACAGUUUGUAGGAGUGAAUCACCAUAAAGAAGUAGUGAUAUUUGGUGCUGCUCUUUUGUAUGAUGAAACAGUUGAAUCUCUUAAGUGGCUAUUUCGAACUUUCGUUGAGGCAAUGUCUGGAAAGAAGCCAAAGGCUAUUCUAACUGAUCAAGAUGCAGCAAUAGUUGAGGCAAUUGCUUCAGUGUUACCAGAAACAGACCACCGUGUUUGUGUAUGGCAAAUGUAUCAGAAUGCUCUUAAACACCUGAGUCAUGUGGUGAAGGAUAUUACUUCUUUUGCUAAAGAUUUUAGGAGUUGCAUUUAUGAUCAUGAGGAUGAGGAGGAUUUUGUCCAUGCCUGGGAAGCGAUGUUGGACAAAUUUGGCCUUCAGCAAAAUGAGUGGUUAAGAUGGAUGUUUAGAGAGAGAGAGAAGUGGGGUGUGGUAUAUGGCAGAAAUACAUUUUUUGUUAAUGUAGAAGGUAUGCAUCUUGUUGAGAGUUUAUCUAAUAACUUGAGAGAUUAUCUAAAAUCUGACAUAGAUAUGCUAGAAUUUUUCAAGCAGUUCGAAAGAGCGGUUGAUGAGCAACGCUGCAAAGAAUUAGAAGCUAGCUUUGACAUGAGCAGAUGUAUGCCUAAAUUAAUGGCAAAUGUGGUUUUGUUAAAACAUGCAAGUGAUUUUUACACGCCAAAGGCAUUUGAAGUAUUUCAGAAAGAAUAUGAGAGGUGUUUGAAUGUUGUUGUUAACAAGUGCAAUGAGAAUAGUUUGUCAUUCGAGUAUAAAGCUAACAAAUUUGGGAAAUCUCGAGAACAAGUUGUUAUAUUUAAUUCUUCAGAUAAUACGGUUUCUUGUAAUUGUAUGAAGUUUGAGUCUGUUGGGGUUCUUUGUAGCCAUGCUCUAAAAGUGCUUGAUCAUAGGAAUAUAAAGGUGAUCCCAUCCCAAUACAUAUUAAAGAGAUGGAUGAAAGAUGCAAGGGUUGAAAGUGCAAGAGAUUCUAGUGGGUGCACCGUCCAAGAAAACCAUAAGUUGGUUGCUACAAGACGUUACAAAAAUUUGUGCCACAGCAUACUUAAAAUAUCAGCCAGGGCUUCUCAAUCAGAGCAGGCAUUUCAAUUUGCUAUGACGAGACUUGAUGAACUGAUUUGUGGGGUGGAAAAAAUCUUGAAUAUGGAACCGUCUGAAGAAGCCCAAGCCAUCACUUCAAGUAGCACAGGUGCAAAUGCUUAUGAAAGUGAACAUGGAGAGAUUUUUCUGGAUAGAAAUGCAAUUGAAGCUCAAGAGGACACCCACCAGGUGACAGAAGCAAGAGAAAAGGAGCUUGUUGUCCCUCAUAAAGGUCAACCAAGAAACUGUACUGAAAAAAGAUCCAAGAUAAAAGGAUUUCAGGAUGUACAACCACCUGCUUCAAAUACCUCUGUUUCAUGUUCCCCACCCACUUCAUGUUCCCCACCAGCAUACAUUCCAUCUGAGACGCCAACACCAAAUUCUGUUACACAGGAUCUAUUCAAUUUUGAAGCAAAUCAGGUUGUUCAGUGCAUGUUCCAACCACCUAAUCUAGUCAUGGACCAACAUUCCCAUCCUAACAUGUAUUCAUCUCCAGAUAUCUUCUCUAACCAGCAUAAUCCUCCCAGCCAACCUCAGUUACUGCAGGAAUCUUUAAUCCGUACUACAUUUCAGGAAUCUGUUCCAAACAGCACUCAAUUGAGGCAGGCAAUGGAACUUGAUGUCCAACUUCCACAUUCAUCUUCAUUCUUGCAUUAUGAUCAGAGAUACAGAGCUUCAGAUACUCGAUACUUUGGGUCUAAGUAGAAUGGGCACGACUUGUGAUUCGUUGCUUAUUAACUGUAUUUGUUCUGUAGAGUGUGUCAAAUGCUUGGAUGUCAGGAUAUAAUCAGAAAAUAAGAUACUGAGGCAUCUUCAGCAAUUGCAUUUUUAUGCAUUUCCAAGGAUGUAAAGGCAGUUAAUGCACCGUACAAUGCAAUCAUUGUAUGGGUUCUCAUUUAUUUCCCUUUUUUUUUUUUUCCCUUUGUUAUUUCCAUUUUUUUUUUCUUUUUUUUUCUUAUUUUUGUUUCUUUCCAUUUUUUUUCUUAUGUUUGGAUAGUGUAUCUUGAGGUAGGAUUUCAUCAAAGUAUUAAAAUACCUCAUUUUUCAGUUUGUCUAGUCUCAAAAGAAAAUUUACAAGAUCUCCACGACAUCUCUAGAGGUUUUGCACCCAUUCAAAUUCCCUCGACAAAUGGCAUCAAAAGAGGUGUCAUUUAAUUUGCCAAAUCUGUCCAUUGGUUCCAUUCUCUCCCCGCCCCACCACCACCACCACCACCACCACCACCACCACCACCACCACAAUGAUCAAGCAUGCAAAGGCAGCCAUUCUCUGAUCAGGGGGUUUUGCUGCUUGAUACUGAAAUUUUUGAAAUAUCUGGAUUGAGAAUUUCAAUGGGGGAAGAAUUAGUUCUUGCCAAUGCAACCUAGAACCAAAUGAACACCGAGAGGCUCCAAAAGCUUUAAUGUAUCUCUGUUGUGUGCGAUACCAAGAUAAAAACAGCUGCCAUUGCAUGUAAUGGCAUAAUCUGCCAGAGUGAAGGGGCCAUUGCAUCCAUGGACUUGAGCUGAUUACACCACCUUAGCCUGCAUCGCUUGCCAGUGACUUUUUACCUUUCUUAUAUUUGUUGCCUUCUAAUCAUCGAAGUUUAUGACCACGUCCAUGCAUUUGAGCUUUGAGACCUUGAAAAGGGCCCUGUCUUCCCUUCCAUUUGAGAGCACGUGCAUUUAAACUCUCUCCUCUCUCUCCCUCUCUCCCCAAACUGUAUUAUGAUGUUAGGAUUUAUAAAUCCUCUAUUAAGCAUCCAAACAGAUGAUCUAUAAAUAAAUGGAUUGUGAAAGUCCCUGUUUUGGAGAUUCCUCUCACUUAAAAGUUUCCAUUUUUCUUGUUGGCAAUUUUAAAUGCGUUUUUAUAUGCUGAUGAUUUGUAGUGAGGAAAUGUUACUGGUGCUGUUCUGAUUGUUGAUAAGGUGAAAGUACUCGGCUUGCGACAGUGCAGCAGGUUCAUAUGGACCAAGCACUAGUUAUACCAAGAAACGUGGCUGAACUAGUAUGAGAUGCAGAAACACAUGAUGCGGGCAAGAGAGCAGGCCCAUUAUAUAUGCAGGAAAUUUUCACCAAUGCUUCAAGUUCAGACCCCAGUACAAUUCAGUGUUCUAUGGCAUUUUCCGAAGAAGAUUGAUCGGCUGGAAGAGGGUUAGGUUCUACUAACAGUCCACUCCAAGCUGCAGGUUGCAGGCAGAAGGAAGGCGGGAAGCAAUCCUGAGAGUGUUGCAAAUGCAGUCACGUUCCACCCCUUGGAGGGCGCCGCAGCACUCGGCACUCGGCACCGUGUUGGGUGCACCGGGCACCACAAACGGCGCGCACACGUUCAGCGCGGUCAGCUCGUUGGCGCAGGCCUGCAACUGUGCCUGAACCACCGCGGUCCGGGCCACGAGCACCGUGACCAACAGAAGCAGCACCGCAGCUCUGGAGCUCAGAGAAACUGCUGCCAUGGCCAAGCCUAGUGGUUGCAAUUUGAUUUUUUGUUAUUUCCUAUGUUGCAGUACUGCUUAGGGUAUAUGCAUGUGUGUUCAAUAUUUAUAGUGGUAGGGGCAAUGUGGUGAAGUGGGUAAGGGAGAAUUUGAGCAUGAGUGACCUAACUUGGGGACUUUGGCUCAUCACGUUUGUAUUGGCACGUCAAAUGCAUGUUAAUUGGUUGCUGCACGUAGAACUUUUCUCUUGAA
Molecule: messenger RNA, 4931 nt
Organism: Malania oleifera
Lineage: Eukaryota; Viridiplantae; Streptophyta; Magnoliopsida; Santalales; Ximeniaceae
Product: protein FAR1-RELATED SEQUENCE 5-like
Exons: 7
Coding region: 292-2976 (894 amino acids)
Biological process (GO): regulation of DNA-templated transcription
Molecular function (GO): zinc ion binding
Source: RefSeq, a predicted model, not a curated record